UUUCAUUGAAGCAAAAUGCAAACGUGUAAUGAAAAUCAAUUGCGUCGCCUUAACGAUCUGGCAUAAUAUUUGUUUGGAAAAUUUUCUAGCGCUAAUUAAUUUUUGCAUCUGCUGCAGCUAAUAAUAUAAAGUCAAUAAUUUGAAGUGUCUAUGACUUAGUCUGAAGUAAAUUGCAAAUGAUGUCGGUGCCGUUACUGCAAAAUCCGAAAACGAAGAUCGUCUCGAUCGUGGAGACGGGAAAGACCUAUUACUUUCGUGAGCACGAGGAGAAGAGCCUGAAAAGCGAAACGGCGAGGGUCGCGAUCUUCGCGUGCGACACACUCGUCUCGUUAUUCGUCGUUUCCGCCCUUGUCGUCGCCAAUUGGCGCGGCACUUGGGAUCUGAUGGACAUGUACAAAGACUAUUUUCCAACGUACACCUCGUUCGUGUUCUCAUCUGGAAUGCAGGUGGUUUGCACUCUCGGACGGGAAUUGAUUGGGGAUUUCUUGGAAGAUAAAACAGCAAUUUUGAAGAGAACCUUCGCCGUUUUCUUUAUUUACGUUUAUAACAUCUUGUGCAAUAUGCAAUGGCGCGCUCUGUGGAUUAUCAUGGACGAUUUUUGCGGUGUAAUCGAUGUCCAGAAGGUGGCCCAAGAGGAGGGCAUCAACUGGACGAGAUUCUUGUGGUUCAUCUUGGGCUCGAUAAUUGUUUUGGCCAUCUUCAAGUGCUUGAGGAAUAUUUCCGGUCCACCAUUCGUGAUCACUCUGGAUGACCACGAGUCGACUUUCAGAUUUCCCAUGCGCUUUCGGAUCCAGGUAAGAAACUGUAUUUUCUAUGUUCAAAAUGCGGAGCAAGAUUUUCCUUUAUCCGUGACGCGCGCGACAAUCGAGGCAUGAA
Molecule: messenger RNA, 876 nt
Organism: Nicrophorus vespilloides
Lineage: Eukaryota; Metazoa; Arthropoda; Insecta; Coleoptera; Silphidae
Exons: 1
Coding region: 177-875 (232 amino acids)
Source: RefSeq, a predicted model, not a curated record